ACCCCUGGCUGUCCAGUGAGCUAGUGGUUACUGGACAGUUCGCCAGUGUGCCGUGAGAUGGUCCCGCGAUCAGACGUUCUGUCAAUCUUUACAUAUUUCCCGCCAACGAAUGCGCACGCCGUAGAAAGUCGCGCGAAACGUCGAAAGUUUUGUUUUUUAUUUCAAUAAAAUAUUUCGUUUUUAAUCUGUGGUGAGCAAGCUUCAAUAAUAAAAACGUGCAAUCAUUAAAAAGUGACGAUAAAAUGAUAUAAAGUUUGAAAGACUGUGUUUGUUGAUUCCGGAACAAAUUUAAGAUAAAGUGAAAGUAUUUUCUUCGUGGGAUAGUCCGUUCGAGGGAAUAACACGAAAGUUGUACAGAAAACAAUGGAUCACCUGUUCCGGCAACGUCGGAUUAGUAUGCCCAAGCGGACGAGUGAGCUGGUAGCGCUAGUGGCGGUGUCCUGCACUCUGUUCCUAUUUCUGCACACGCGCGAUCUCAGCACCAAGCUGCGUCGUAUGCAGGGCAGACUCAACGAUGACGUCACCGCCUUCAAUCAUCUCACCGACAGAGUCCAGACGGAUAGAACCGAGCGUGUGUACGCGUCUUCUCAAGAGUUCAAAGAAGCCCUCGAAGCUAUCAGAAGGAAUACUGGAGCGGAGCGCAGCAAACCGCAGAGGACGUUGGAGGCGGAAGAAGGAAGAUCACAAGAGGACAUUGAACAAGAACUGUUAGAUGAACUAUCGAUCCCUGAUCCCUGGGAGCUCAACAACACAGCGCGUUCAGAGAUAGAGUUGCUGUUCUUCAACCGAGUUCCAAAGGUCGGCAGCCAAACCUUCAUGGAGUUACUUCGAAGAUUGGCUAUAAGAAAUCAAUUUGGGUUCCACCGUGACACUGUGCAGCGUGUGGAGACAAUCCGGCUAGCGCCUGCGGACCAGCAGGUGCUGGUGAACGUGGUGUCCGCGCACGCGCCGCCCGCAUCUUACAUCAAACAUGUUUGCUACACUAACUUCACCAGGUUUGGCUAUCCGUCUCCUAUCUACGUGAACGUGGUCCGGGACCCAGUGGAGCGCGUCAUCUCCUGGUACUACUAUGUACGUGCGCCCUGGUACUACGUGGAGAGGAAGCGAGCCUUUCCAGACCUGCCGCUGCCGGAUCCCGCAUGGCUGAAGAAGGAUUUCGAGACGUGUGUGCUGAGUGGUGACCGUGAGUGUCGUUAUGUGGAGGGCGAGACGCACGAGGGCAUCGGAGACCAUCGCCGGCAGACACUUUUCUUCUGCGGACACGAACCGCAGUGCACGCCGUUCAACAGUCGGGAGGCGCUGCAGCGCGCCAAGCGCGUGGUGGAGCAGCAGUACGCAGUGGUCGGCGUACUCGAGGAUAUGAACGCGACUCUCCUCGCCUUUGAGCGAUACAUACCGCGCUUCUUCCAAGGAGCAUUGAACUUGUAUUGGGAAGAGCUGAACACGUUCAAUCGAAUCAAUAGAAACGCAUUCAAACCGCCAGUGUCGGAGGCGGUAAAGCAAAUCGUACGAGCGAACUUCACCAGGGAGAUUGAAUUCUACGAAUUCUGCAAACAAAGAUUGUACACACAACUGCGAGCACUAAGAGACCCUGAUAUCACUCUUCCCACCACAACAGUCAACAAACCAACGAGAACUGACUUCCUUGACAAUUAUUUAAGGCCCUAAAUGUAAUGAUAUUUAAUAUAUGUAUUUAUGUCCCACUAAAUAGGAACUGUAAACUUCUAGAAAAUUCAUUGGGGAAAUGCAAAAGAAUUGGGAUUCUUUCGUAAGACUGUUUAUACGCAAUGCAAUUAGACGACAUUUUACAACCUUACCAUGGUUUUCCACCAAAAAAAUAUGUUUUUGUACAGUGGAAACGCACAGAAGAGUUGUGUCUAAGUGUGUGAUUAAAAAAAUAUUAUUGAAUGUCUAGGAAAAUGUGGAAGGAAGAAUGAACAUACUGAGGCUGACAUUUUUAUAGGUUAGAAAAUUUGACAUCAAUUAAAAUAAUAAGGUUUCUCUAAAAAACAGACGA
This is a messenger RNA of Papilio machaon (common yellow swallowtail), 2017 nucleotides long. RefSeq names its product heparan sulfate 2-O-sulfotransferase pipe (gene pip). Gene Ontology annotation, cellular component: membrane. The record is from RefSeq and is a predicted model, not a curated record. NCBI's taxonomy places the organism in Eukaryota, Metazoa, Arthropoda, Insecta, Lepidoptera, Papilionidae. The coding region runs from base 364 to 1668 and encodes 434 amino acids. Gene Ontology annotation, molecular function: sulfotransferase activity. The transcript is spliced from 10 exons.